Messenger RNA from Orycteropus afer afer, 2164 nucleotides. The record is from RefSeq and is a predicted model, not a curated record. Lineage: Eukaryota; Metazoa; Chordata; Mammalia; Tubulidentata; Orycteropodidae.
CGUCACCAUGAACCCCGACCUGCGCAGGGAGCGGGCUGCCGCCAGCUUCAACCCGGAGCUGCUCACGAACAUCCUGGAUGGCAGCCCCGAAAACACCCGGCGCCGGCGGGAGAUCGAGAACUUGAUUCUGAACGACCCCGACUUCCAGCAUGAAGACCUGAACUUCCUCACCCGCAGCCAGCGCUACGAGGUGGCUGUCAGGAAGAGCGCCAACAUGGUGAAGAAGAUGAGGGAGUUUGACAUCGCAGACCCUGAUGAGAUCGUGUGGUUUAAAAAACUACAUAUGAUCAAUUUUGUGGAACCCGUGGGCCUCAAUUACUCCAUGUUUAUUCCCACCUUGCUGAAUCAGGGCACCACUGCUCAGCAAAAGAAAUGGCUGCCUUCAUCCAAAGGACUCCAGAUAAUUGGCACCUACGCCCAGACGGAAAUGGGCCACGCUUUGCGCACCGUGGGCGGCCUGAGCCUCUGGAUCUUCACUUGGGCAUGUUCCUGCCCACCUUGCUGCACCAGGCAACCGCAGAGCAGCAGGAACGCUUCUUCAUACCUGCCUGGAACUUGAAGAUCAUUGGCACUUAUGCCCAGACAGAGAUGGGUCAUGGGACUCAUCUUCGAGGCUUGGAAACCACAGCCACUUAUGACCCCAAAACACAGGAGUUCAUUCUCAACAGUCCUACUGUAACCUCCAUUAAGUGGUGGCCUGGUGGACUUGGAAAGACUUCGAAUCAUGCGAUAGUUCUUGCCCAGCUCAUCACUCAGGGGAAGUGCUACGGCUUACAUGCCUUCAUUGUACCUAUCCGUGAAAUCGGGACCCAUAAUCCUUUGCCAGGUAUUACUGUUGGAGACAUCGGCCCCAAAUUUGGUUAUGAUGAGAUGGAUAAUGGCUACCUGAAGAUGGACAACUAUCGCAUUCCCAGGGAGAACAUGCUGAUGAAGCACGCCCAGGUGAAGCCCGACGGCACGUACGUGAAGCCCCUGAGUAACAAGCUGACCUACGGGACCAUGGUGUUCGUCAGGUCCUUCCUUGUGGGUGAGGCUGCGCGGGCUCUGUCUAAGGCGUGCACCAUUGCCGUCCGGUACAGCGCUGUACGGCACCAGUCUGAGAUCAAGCCAGGUGAGCCAGAGCCACAGAUUUUGGAUUUUCAGACCCAGCAGUAUAAGCUCUUCCCACUCCUGGCCACCGCCUAUGCAUUCCAGUUUGUAGGCGCGUACAUGAAGGAGACUUACCACAGGAUCAAUGAAGGCAUCGGCCAAGGGGACCUGAGCGAGCUGCCUGAGCUUCAUGCCCUCACCGCCGGGCUGAAGGCUUUCACCUCCUGGACCACUAAUGCUGCUAUCGAAGCGUGCCGGAUGGCUUGUGGUGGGCACGGCUAUUCUCACUGCAGUGGCCUCCCCAACAUUUACGUCACUUUCACCCCCACCUGCACGUUUGAGGGGGAGAACACGGUCAUGAUGCUCCAGACGGCGAGGUUCCUCAUGAAGAGUUAUGAUCAGGUGCACUCAGGAAAGCUGGUGUGUGGCAUGGUGUCCUACCUGAACGAUCUGCCCAGUCAGCGCAUCCAGCCACAGCAGGUGGCCGUCUGGCCUACCGUGGUGGACAUCAACAACCCCGACAGCCUAACUGAAGCGUAUAAACUCCGUGCAGCCAGAUUAGUAGAAAUUGCUGCAAAAAACCUUCAGGCUGAAGUGAUUCACAGGAAAAGCAAGGAGGUGGCGUGGAACCUCACUUCCGUUGACCUCGUGCGAGCGAGUGAGGCACACUGCCACUAUGUGGUAGUUAAGCUCUUUUCAGAAAAGCUCCACAAAAUUCAAGAUGAAUCCAUCCAAGCUGUUUUAAGGAAUUUGUGCCUUUUGUAUUCUCUGUUUGGAAUCAGUCAGAAGGCUGGGGACUUUCUUCAGGGGAACAUCAUGACAGAGUCUCAGAUGACCCAAGUCGACCAGCGGAUAAAGGAGCUGCUGAUGGUGGUCCGUCCCGAUGCGGUGGCUCUGGUUGACGCCUUUGAUUUUCAAGAUGUGACACUUGGCUCUGUGCUUGGCCGCUACGACGGGAAUGUCUAUGAAAAUCUGUUUGAAUGGGCCAAGAAAUCCCCACUGAACAAAGCAGAGGUCCACGAAUCGUACUACAAGCACCUGAAGCCCCUGCAGGCCAAGCUCUGAGUCUCACUAG